ACAGCACGCGACGGUGGCGCCUCCUGGUGGUGAGAGGCGGUCGGUGCCGGGGAGGACGGGCCGGUAGUGGGAGAGGUCAUUGUUGUGUUUACGUCGGGACCAGACGACCGGGCUGCGGCUUCGCCCGGCGAGCAGAAGGCAGGUCCCGCUUGAAGCAGCAUGAACGGGCCUUUCGUGCCGCCGACCCGCUCAUAACGCUGAUGAAAAUGCCCCAUGUGAGCUGCUCGGCGCUAGAAGAUGGCGGAGUCGGACGGUGGCGACUUUGCUCCGAAACACCCGCAGAGCAGCAUGGCUAACAAGAACAGCACCCUGCGCUGUUCCUUCUCCGCUCCCAGCCACAGUGCCACUCUCCUCCAGGGUUUGUCAGUGUUACGGGCUCAGGGCCAGUUGCUUGACGUUGUGCUGUCCAUCAAUGAGGAGCGCUUCCAGGUCCACAGAGCAGUGCUGGCCGCCUGUAGCGAUUAUUUCAGGGCAAUGUUUACUGGCGGUAUGAGGGAGUCAAAUCAGGAUACCAUUGAACUGAAGGGUUUGUCUGCCCGCGGGCUCAAACACAUUAUCGACUUUGCCUACAGUGCAGAAGUCACUUUAGACCUGGACUGUAUUCAGGAUGUGCUUGGUGCCGCUGUUUUUCUUCAGAUGGUUCCAGUUGUGGACCUCUGCGAGGAAUUCCUUAAGUCCGCUAUGAGUGUGGAGACCUGCCUGCACAUUGGCCAGAUGGCCACCACCUUUAGUCUGUCUUCCCUCAAGGAGUCAGUGGAUGCCUUCACCUUCCGUCAUUUCCUCCAGAUCGCCGAGGAGGACGACUUUUUACACAUUCCCAUGGAGCGCCUCGUCUUCUUCCUGCAGAGCAACAAGCUGAAGAACUGUAGCGAGAUCGACCUCUUCCACGCUGCCAUCAAGUGGCUCCAGCAUGACAAGUCUCGCCGUGCUCAGGCCAGCAGCGUCCUCUGCCAUGUGCGCUUCCCGCUCAUGCGCUCCUCAGAGCUGGUGGACAGCGUUCAGACAGUGGACAUCAUGGUGGAGGACGUGCUGUGCCGCCAGUAUCUCCUUGAGGCCUUCAAUUACCAGAUCCUUCCAUUCCGACAGCAUGAGAUGCAGUCCUUGCGGACGCUCAUCCGCUCUGAUGUCAUUUCCCUCAUCACUUUUGGUGGUACACCCUACACUGACAACGACCGCACGGUGAGCACCAAGGUGUACUGUCUGCCUGACGUCGCCUCGCGCCAGUUCAAGGAGCUGACGGAGAUGGAGGCGGGAUGUAGCCACGCCUGCAUCGCUGUCCUUGAUAACUUUGUGUAUGUCGUGGGUGGGCAACACUUGCAGUACCGCAGCGGCGAGGGCGCGGUUGACACCUGCUUCCGCUACGACCCGCACCUCAGCCAGUGGCUGCGAAUUCAACCGCUGCAGGAGUCUCGCAUCCAGUUCCAGCUCAACGUGCUUCGUGGGCAGUUGUACGCCACCGGAGGGCGCAAUCGAUCUGGCAGUUUGUCGUCUGUGGAGUGUUACUGCCCAAAGAAGAAUGAGUGGACCUAUGUGGAACCACUAAAACGCAGGAUUUGGGGUCACGCAGGGACUCCCUGUGGAGAAAGGUUAUACAUCUCAGGCGGUUACGGCGUGUCUCUGGAUGACAAAAAAACCCUCCACUGUUAUGAUCCAGUAUCGGACCAGUGGGAGUUCAGAGCUCCCAUGAAUGAGCCCAGAGUGCUGCACGCCAUGAUAAGCACCAGGAACCGGGUUUAUGCUCUGGGCGGCCGCAUGGACCACGUGGACCGUUGUUUCGAUGUGCUGGCAGUUGAGUAUUACAUUCCAGAGAAUGACCAGUGGACCACAGUCAGUCCCAUGAGAGCGGGCCAGUCUGAGGCGGGCUGCUGCUUACUGGACAGGAAGAUCUACAUUGUUGGGGGCUACAACUGGCACCUGAACAACGUCACAAGCAUCGUGCAGGUCUACAACACAGAGGCUGAUGAGUGGGAGAGGGAUUUACACUUUCCAGAGUCUUUCGCUGGCAUCGCCUGCACGCCGAUUAUACUUCCACAGAACGCCACACAACGCUAACCGAAUUGUCACUGUGAAGAUUUUAUUCUUUCUGAUCACCGAGUUAACAAAAGGUGUGAACUUUAUAUAAGCUUCUGUUGAGUGCAUGUAUGUCCUUAAUUGAAGGGAACUGUUUUUAUGCUGACAUUUUUAAGAUUGUUGAAACAAACAAGUUUGUGUUUCAUGGGGUUUAUUGACAAUCAGUAUACUUUAUUUCACUUGACAAGACUUUAUCAAGACGAUGAUUAGUUAUGGUUCAGUAACAAAAUCAUAGUUGUAUAUGGAGCCACCCCUUGUAGGAGGAGUCGUGGGGACCGGUGCUUCGUAGAUCAAGCAGCAGUGAAAGAGAGAGUGAAGUCUGGGGCUCUUUGCUUACACUGCUGCCCCCACAACCCAGCCCAGAUAAUAUGGAUAAAAAUGGAUGAAUGGCAUUCACAUAUAAUUUAGAAGCUGAGCUUUAUACAGUGUUGGACAUUUUGAUUGUACAGCUGUGAUAGUUACCUUUUAACAUUCAGAAAGAUCUUACUGUUUUUAUCAUUUCACCUCAAAUCUCUACACAAACCACAUAAUAAUGCACAAUGAUGAUUGCACAAGUGAAUGAGUAUUCAUGAUUCCACAAUAUGGCAUCUGUGGGUUUGUUUUAUUGCUAUUGCAACUAACAUGUCUGAGCUGAAUCCCCCACAGACACACUAGGCGUUUGCUAAGUGAACAUAACAAACCAGGGUGAACAUCCUGUGGCAGCUACAUUAAGCAAUUAUGUGUGUUCAUAUUCGAAUGUGUGUUCAGCUUUGUGUUAAAGAAGUGCUACAUUUUGCAUACAGCACUUUCACUCUUAAGCUUAAUAUGAUAACACUUACAAAUGAUCAUUUCUUUUGUCUGUGUUACUGUCAUAUACAUUUAUACUGUAUAUUGAGAACAUAUUAGAUCUUUUCAUUUAUCCUGGCCGAUACAUGCUUGAGUCUGUUUCCUUCUUCUUUUUUUUGACAAAAAUUCUGCACUUUUUAAAGCAGUGUUUCUCACAUGUCUGAUUCUGCUGCUAAUGUUACCAGUGUAUUGUGUGUAUAAAGUAGAAGCAAGCUUAAUGGUCUAAUUUCCUUUUUAUUGUGAUCAUCUAUUAUGUUGAGGAGUGUCCAUCUAAAAACUGCCUUAGACUGUUUUAGUCAUGUUUUACCUGUACUAGUAAAAGCACAUUUUAUUGUUGGAAGUGCAAUAUUAAUCAAACCACUGUAGUUGAAGGAGAAUGUAGACAUUCGUGUAGCUUUAUGUGCAUCCUUGAUUAAAGGUGUAACAUAAUUUAAGAAAAAUUA
Messenger RNA from Betta splendens (Siamese fighting fish), 3338 nucleotides. RefSeq names its product kelch-like family member 26 (gene klhl26). The record is from RefSeq and is a predicted model, not a curated record. Gene Ontology annotation, molecular function: protein binding. The transcript has 3 exons. Lineage: Eukaryota; Metazoa; Chordata; Actinopteri; Anabantiformes; Osphronemidae. Bases 238 to 2052 code for a protein of 604 amino acids.